ACACAGACAGAGAUAGUGACCAUACAGAAAGAGGAGAAAGAGGAGAGAGACCCCAGUGCUGUGGUUGAUUCAUCGAGGCAGGAUGUGGGUCCUCAUCUGGGCAGCUCUACUUCUCUCCCUGACAGAGAGAGCCACAUGCAAACGUAAGGUGCCUUUUAUCACUUCUAUUGUUACUAUAAUAAUCAUUAGUAGAUGGCAAAUAUCUCAAUAUUUACUAUAUCCUAAAAAGAAAUGUGAACAAGUAAAGUAGUAUCCAAGUGCUUUCUGUAUUUAUCACCCUGGACCUUCACCUUCAGUCCAGCAGAGAUAACAGCAGAGAAGGGACUAUGUGCUGUUAUUUCAUGUACCUUCAGUCAUGCAGAGAGCUUCAAUCUUACUGCAGCAAUAUGGUUCAAAUGCCCUGAAAAUGGCAAAUGUGAUCAGGAUGAAGACAUAAUUAUCCACUCUGAAACUCCCUCUAAAGCUCAGGAGGGUUAUAAACAGAGAGUGUCUCUACUGGAGACUGAUCUGACAAAGAAGAACUGUAGUGUGAUCAUCAAUGACAUCAGAGAGAAUGAUGCUGGAGAGAAUCAAUUCAGACUGCUAAGUGCAUAUACAUACUCCAAGAAAGUGAAAAUCACAGUGAAAGGUAUUUCAUGACUAUUAUUACCAGUUACAGUGACAGACUAUUACUGUACUUCAUUGUAUACAGUACACACUUGCCAAGUUCCCUCUCAAGUUUCCCUUAUUAUAAAGUCCUCUCAUAACAGGACAAGAUGUCAUUACUGGGAAUACUCCUAUUCAGACUUAACACAUCAAUGCUGCUCUCCUUUGGCUGAUUAUGUGUCACUGCUGUUUAGUACACAGAUGUAAUAAUAAUAAUAAUAAUAUGCCAUUUAUCAGACGCUUUUAUCCAAAGCGACUUACAGUCAUGCGUGCAUACAUUUUUUUUGUGUAUGGGGUGGUCCCGGGGAUCGAACCCACUACCUUGGCGUUACAAGCGCCGUGCUCUACCAGCUGAGCUACAGAGGACCACGUGAAAACUCACUUCUGUGUUUGUAUUUCGUGUCUCCAGCUCUGACCCAGAAGCCCUCAGUGUUGACUCCUCCUCUGACAGAGGGAGAACCAGCCACUCUGACCUGCACCGCCCCGGGGAUCUGCUCUGGAACUCCUCCUAACAUCACAUGGACAUGGAGAGGGACAGGAGACAACAUCACCGAGCUCAGAGAUAAUACCACCAUACAGAAGAGAGAGGACCUGACUAGCAUCACAACAUCCCACUUCUCAACUUUGACCUUUACCCCCUCAGCUGAGCACCACAACAUGAAGGUUACGUGUCAAGUAACCUUUCAGAAAAAACAUCAAAUUGAAGAGACAGUAACUUUGAAUGUGACAUGUGAGUACCAUGUCACCUACAUUUUACAUUAAACACCUUAUUACAUAGAAUCUUUGAAACCUAGGAAUAACCUUGAUAAUAAGCAAAUGAUACAAUAUGCAUUCUAUACACAGUUAUGUCAUGGCUUUGACCUUUUCCCUUGCUUUUUAAUCAUGAUCCAUUGUAAUUAGUCCCUCAACCAAUAUAGUUUGAAUUUAGUGUAUGUGUAACAAUACAUGUGUAAAAUUAGAAACUCUAUGCACUCAAAGAUGUGAAAGACCCCCAAAUAACUGGAAAUAAAACAGUGAAGGAGGAUGGUACCCUGGGUCUGACCUGCAGUGUUGACAGUUACCCACCAUCUGACAUCACUUGGAGUAAGAACGGGACAAGUGCCCCACUUCAGAAUUACACUGGAAAUGCCACUCUCACCAUCUCCAAUGUGACAAGAGAGCAUGCUGGGGAGUAUGUGUGUACAGCGCAACACCUCAACAGGACUAUGACAGCUUCCACUGUUGUCACUGUGAUGUGUAAGUACAUACUUGAUUGAAAUAUACAAACUCAUUUUAUAUUUUAAGAUCUGGAAUUACUCUGGCAUGUUUUUAACAUCAAUCUAGCACUGAUACCUCUCUCAUCACUGUCUUUUUCCAGACCAUCCUGUGAUUCUUCCUGGCUCUGGGUGUGUGGAUCAGGCAGAGGUCAUGACCUGUGUGUGUGUCAGUCAGGGGGUUCCCUUACCCCUCAUAGAGUGGCCGCUGUUGGUGCUCAACACAGAGAACACUACGUCAGUGUUGGGUUCCUCAGUGAACAGCACCCUCAGCCUGCCUGUUAGAAACCACAACAACACCACUGUGGAGUGUGUCAGCAGAAAUGUGGUGGGUGUAGUGAGAGAGAAGUUGCAGGUCACCCAACAUAAGAGCCAAGAAAAUCAAAGAGGUAAAUAUAUAAGUCAAGUUACUUGGUUAGAGAGCCACAGCUUCCCAAUCCCACCCAAUGUAUGCAAUAUUGAGAAUGUUCUGUAGAAUUAGUCGGAAAAUAAUAUAUAUUUUUCUUCCAGAGGAUAUGAAGUAAUGUGACCCAAUUCUAAUACAGAGUUGUUGUUGUCUUUUUAGAGAAGGAACGGGACGGCAUUAUAGCUAUGCUGUCGGACCGAAAACUGAUUAUUGCGUUUGUGAUUGGUGCAGCCCUCUCAGCCACCAUCUGUUGUAUCUUCCUGUGUUUGACAGGGAAAUGUAAAAGGUACAUGCAUUCUAUUACUGAAGUACAUUUAGUGUUAACUGAGUGUUGUUUUUAAAAUCAAUUGCAGAUUGUCUUUAGAAAUUCAUAAAUACUAUGAAGAGAAUUAUAUAUAUUGUCAAAAGUGCCAAUACCUUGCACCAUAUUGUAAUGUAUGUGCUUACUAACCCCUCCAAAGUAUAGUUACUGAGAAAUGUCAUUCAUUAUAUUUUCCUUAGACAAAAAGAGAGGAUCCCAAAGGAUUCAGACUCCAAAAGUCCUUUCAUGAACCUGGAGAUAGUGGCAUGUGAAGACCAACAGGUGCAGUACCAGUUUCUUUCUUUAUUCAGCUUUACCAACAUUCAGUUAGCAUUGACAUGCCAAUAGGAGUUGAUAAGACAGCAUGAACAGAUCUGGGACCACCAAGCUAACAAAAGACUCCUAACACAGUGUUUUCUGCAAUGUACUCCAUAGAUGGAUGCAGGACAGGCUGUGGGGGGCGAACAGACCCCUCUGCAGGGGGUGCUGAGGGAGGGAGCUGAAAAUGGAGGGCCCCAGACCAGUGGAGCCGUGGGAAAAUAUGCCACAGGGGAAGAACCAAAUGAAGUGGACUACGUCAGUAUCAACUACUCCCUACUGAAGAAGAAGACUCCUGAAGAGUCAGAGAAGAAGACCACCCCCACAGAGUCAGAGUACGCCAAAAUCAAACGAGAGAAGAAGAAAGAAGGGGAUGAAGAUGGAGGAGAGGGGAGUGGAGUGAUGGAGGAGGAGAAAGAGAAAGAGAACAGUAAGCCAGCAGCAGAGACAGAUGAGGAUACAGCGCUUUACUCCAACGUCAAGGCUAUUAUGGGUGGUGAGUGA
Coregonus sp. 'balchen' is the source of this 3427-nucleotide messenger RNA. The record is from the annotation of a GenBank genome assembly. NCBI's taxonomy places the organism in Eukaryota, Metazoa, Chordata, Actinopteri, Salmoniformes, Salmonidae.